AUGGCCUCUGUACAGAUGGGGAGCUCCGUCUUCAUGCACCUCCUCCAUGCACACUGUGCGGCCUCAGAUCUAGGGCCUAUUAGCGUGAACUGGUUUGAGGAGCUCACUGCAGAAGCUGUGCAGAGGCAGCCCAAGUUGUGUGUGGAUGAAGAGAAGAGAGCGGAAGAUCUGGAUGACUGCCUUUUUAAGACCCCCAAACAUAAACAGCCCAACUACAGCCAACUUGACUCCACACCAAUCAUAUUUAAAGAACAAAGCCUGUGUUCACCCCUUUUCCUUUCACCAGCAAGAGAUCUACCUAAAAAUCAGCCUGUAGCAGAAAAUGUCAGAAGGGUCAAUAGACCAGAAGGAAGUCCUGGAGAUUCAACACAGCUUCCUCAUAAUGAAGUCUUUGGUACCUCAAGACAGUGUCAUAAUCAUAGUCCUAGUGUCAUGAGGGAGAUAUUUAAGACUCCUCUUUGGGAUAAGAAGUACACACACAGAACACCCCAGAGAGAUGGGAAAAAUGAUGUGUUUGAUAGUCUGUGUUGCACGCCAAAGUUGAUCAGGAACACAACUCCAAGGUGUAUAUCAGAAAGUCUUGGUGCAGAGGCAGACCCUGAGAUGUCCUGGUCAAGCUCUUUAGCAACACCACCCUCUCCAACAGUGAUAAUUGCUCAAGCUAAUGAUGAGACUUCUAGAAUGAAGCCCUUUGAUAAUAAGGAUGCUGUGAUUGUGCGGAGCCUCUUCUCCAAGCUUUGCAACAAUGCAGAGACAUCUUCCAUUGCUGCACCAACUGAUCCUAUGAUUGGCAAGGACUUGCAUACAAAGGCUGAUGACCACGUGGAUCCUGCUGGAUGGAGGACAAGGUCAUCAUUCGGUGGUGGCCACAGCGGCAUCCCCUGGUCUCUGUGUGGAGUCGGUCGGCCGUUGAAGACGUGCAGUGCGGCGGCCCUCGUGGAGACAGGGGGAGGGAGGAGACGAGCUGUAAGGGCGGAAGUGACGCUCGCCGCGCGGGCGUCUGACGUCACUUCCGGUGCCGGAGAGGCGGCCUCACGGGCAAGCAGCGUUUCUGAGAGGGCUGCUACGGUGUCAGAUUCUUCCGCUGACUCCGAGGAGGAUGCAGGGUUGGAAUCAGGAGAAGACACGGGACCAUCUCAGGGGAGAUAUUUGUUCCCCGCGCAUGAGACCAACGAGCUCCUCAAAUCAGUAUGGGAUACGUUGGGUAUCUCCGAAGAGCAAGGGGAACUGUCUAUACAUGACAGAUUAUAUAAAGGGCUACAGCCCAAAAAAGGCCGCACGUUCCCAGUUCACCAGUCUAUUAAGCACGUGGUGACCACGGAGUGGAAAGAUCCAGAGCGGAAGGUGUUUUUUUCCUCCAAGCUAAAAAGAAGAUUUCCCUUCAAAGGGGAAGACUCGGAGGUGUGGGAAAAAUGUCCCAAGGUGGACGCUUCCCUGGCAAAAUUUUCAAAGAACACAGACCUGUCCUUUGAAGAUAUGGGCCUGCUUAAAGAUCCUAUGGAUAAAAAGGGCGAAGCACUGCUCAGACGGGCGUGGGAAGCCGCGGGGGCCGGGUUCAAGCCAGCGGUGGCUGUUACUUGUAUGGCCAGAACAUUAGAUGUCUGGCUGGCACAAUUAAAAGAUCAUCUGAAUGAGGGGACAGACAGGGCCACAAUUGUGGAUUCUCUGCCAGUGCUAGAAAAGGCGGUAGCCUACAUAGCGGAUGCUUCUAUGGAAGCGGUGAGGAUCUCUGCCCGUACCACGGCCCUUAUCAACUCAAGCAGGAGAGCCCUGUGGUUGAAGACGUGGCCAGGAGAUGUGGCAUCAAAGACGAAGCUCUGUGGAAUUCCGUUUGGCGGUAACCUCCUCUCCCCAAGUCACAAUGACGGGGCAGCCAUCGUGGGAGGAAGAUUGAGGGAUUUCCUCCCGCAGUGGCUUCAGAUUACAGACAGCGUGUAUGUUCUGAAUCUGAUACGCAGAGGUUGCAGAAUAGAGCUACUGCAAAUCCCUCCCUCCAGAUUUUUGGUGACCUGCCUAUCUCGAGAUCCUGCCAAAUCUGCGGAUAUGACGUCAGCAAUACAAAAACUUCUCCAUCAAGAAGUAAUUUGUUCGGUGCCAGUAAUGAAGGAAAAGACGGGGUUUUACUCGCACGUAUUCCUAAGGAAAAAACCGUCAGGGGGAUUCAGGGUUAUACUGAACCUGAAGCCCCUGAACAAAGUCGUGCGCUACAAAAGGUUCAGGAUGGAGUCAAUUUACACGAUCAGAGAAUUAUUACUCCCGGCUAUGUUUCUGGCCACGGUAGACUUAAGGGAUGCGUACCUGCAUAUACCGAUGGCGGAGGAAGCUCAGAGGUUGCUAAGAUUUGCAAUACAGGGGCCCGGACAGACGUUGCACUUUCAAUACAAGGCACUGCCGUUUGGCCUGUCAUCGGCACCAAGGGUGUUUACAAAGGUCCUGGCGGAGGCAUUGGCUCCCCUCAGGCUGCACGGAAUAGGGGUCAUUCCGUAUCUUGACGACCUAUUUUUUGCCAGCGACCAGGAGCCGCUCCGGAUGCACCUCGGGGGGGGCCAUGCCCCACCUGAAAAACCUAGGUUGGCUCAUAAACACGGAGAAAUCUCAAUUGCUGCCGUCACAAAAGGUGGUAUUUUUGGGUUACCGGGUGCACACGGGGGCAGAGCGCAUGUUACUUCCGGACGAGAAAGUAGAGAAGCUGUUAAAGUGGUCUCGAUAUUUCACAGGACUCAAGAAGUAGUGAUUCCUUCAUUUUGUGCUAAUCCAACAAAUGAAAAGGAGGCUGCGCUGCAGGGCAUCGACGUGCGUCGCUGCGUCCUGGAAUACCUGGACAAGACUAAAGAGACUCGGAAGUCCAAUAAUUUGUUUGUGCUGUUUUCUGGCCCUAAGUCGGGGCUAAGGGCAUCCAAGAGCUCCAUAGGGAGGUGGAUUAAAAUGGCUAUACACCAGGCAUAUGCUCUACAAAACCUGGAAACGCCACAGCAGAGUGGAUCUGACGUCAAGCCAAGAUCAGGCUUUCGGAAGGAAAGUUCUGCAAGCCGUGGUCCCGCCCUAAAUUCUGAUUCAACAUAUGCUGUGUGUAAUGAAGAAGCCACAGGUACAUUUGAGUCUUCUGAGUCUUUGAAGGUGCCGAAGAACAUUAUGAAGAAUGAAGAUGCUUGCCGAACGACUGAUAAUGUUCUUGAGGGAAUGGAAGACGUCUUGUCUAUAUUUUUUAAUAGUGGAAAACCACAAGGACUGAGGAAAGUAAAGGUUGAUAGUCGAGCAAAAAGAAGAAGAAAACUUGAUAGUAAUGUGGUUCAAGAAUCUACUGAUGACCAGAAAAUAUUUCCUGAUGAUGGGAGCCAGAAUAAAUGUAACAAAUCUGAACCAACAAACAAACAUGCUAUGAAUUAUGAUCCCUCUACUAUGCCUUCUUCAUAUGAAUGGUCUCCAUUAGCCCUGCCUGAUCUAAAUACCACACAGGGAGAUAUGCACUUGCAAGGUGAAACAGAUCAUGUGAUUUAUGGGGAAGUAAAAGAAUUAGGACCUUCAAUAACUAAUUAUUCACCAACCAGGAACAACGAACAACCCAGUUUGUUCCAUGUGCCAGAUGGACCCUGUGAAGUGGCCAACAAUCUAGAAAUGUGCAUUCCCAAUACUGUGCAACAAAAACUGCUGGACAGAAGACUUGAUGUGAACCUCACUCACAGUGCUCAGAACAACACUAGAGACACAGUGGGGACUACUUCAACUGGUCAACAAGUGUUGGGCGAAAUGAAUGAGAGAAGACCUCAGAAGACGAAUACUAAUAUAAAAGCUAAACUUUCUGUUUUGAAAAGGCAAUCAAAAUUUCUGUAUUGUUUAAAUGGUGUGAAAAAUGGUCAAGAUGGAACAACAAUGGAUAUAAGUAAAGAUUCACACAAGGCACUGGAUUCACUGAAUGCGGCAUGUACACAUAGCCACCAAGAUGCAGAGCUAGCCGCUAAAGAAGCCUCAGAAUAUUUAAAAGAGGACUCCCUGGAUAUCCUGGAAAUUGAAGAAAAUCUUUUGAACUUGAAGCAUGUGGACAGACCUAUUUCUGAGCAAGUACCCUGUUUAGAAACUACUACUUACAUUUCAACAGCCAUUAAUAAGGAACUGGAUGUAAAGAUGACGGUUAACAUGAAAACUGGAGAUGUGACAGGAAAGAUAUCCUUGCUGGAAUCUAAUGGGACCUCCAAAAAGAACACUCUUGAUGAUAAUGCUGUAGGACACAGUGAUUUUAUAUCAGCUAAAAACCAGGUUCAGGAAUGUGCCCUUUCUUCCGCUGUCACCAGUGACCAUAAAGAACAACUGGAAAUCCACAAAGGUAGUGCUUCUACAACUACAGAGAACCACAACACCUGCACUGACGGUCUCCCACACAAUGUAUCUCCUUGUAUCACAAAGUUUAAGAACUUUGGAGGCUUUAAAACUGCAUCUAACAAGAAUAUUAAUAUUUCGGAAGAUAGUCUGAGAAAGGGAGAACUUCUGUUUGAAGACGAUGAUCCUUCAUAUCAUAAUAGUCACCCUUUACCUCCAACUGCUGACAUCAACAACCCCCUUGACGUUGUUGAUUCAACGUCUCUGUUCAAUGGAUUUAGGACAGCAUCACGUAAGGAAAUUGUAGUUGCUGAAAGUAAAAUUGCUAAGGGAAUGCUCCUGUUUAAAGAUAUUGAAGAUGGCAUAUGUGAAAACCUCACCAAAGAGGAUUUGUUACUCAGACCAACAGCUAACCUGGUGCCAGCGAGUGAGAAAGCAAGACGACCAGAUAAUAAUUUUGAGCCCUUGAGCAAGCUGUCAUCAGAGGAGGCAAAGGAUAAAAAACAGACUUCAGAUAUAUUAACAUUAGACAAACAGUCCUCCAUAGAAGUUAAACCUAAAGGGACGAGUGACCAAUAUAUUUUAUUACCACAACAUAGCAAGGACAGCACAUCUAAUCAAAAAAGCCAGAUGAGAAAAAGUUUAUCUUCUGAAAUACAAUCUCAAGUCUGUGGGAUUCUGACAGAAAGCCAAAAAGCAGAAGUCAGUGAACUGUCUUCAAUUCUGGAGAAUGCAGGCAGUCAGUUUGACUUCUCACAGUUUAGGAAAACAGGUAUUGUGCCAUCAAAUAAUAAUAAUCAAAACUUGCAGAGUGCAGAAGAUGGUAUUAGCGAAUCUGAGAACCUUAAUAAUUCUGAUGUUUGGCAGGACGUUGACUUCAAUGAUAGCUUUGCAGCCGGAGCAGAACAUAUAGAAAAUAUGGAUUCCAGUGUCAAAUUGUCAUUGGAAAGGGAAGAUAACACAGUCAGAUCAACUGCUUGUGACACUGAUGUGGUUUCAGCAUCUGAAAAAUCGGUUUCCAAAGCGAAAGAGAGGAAAUGUGCUGGAUUUAGCUUAGCAAGUGGUAAAUGCAUAAACAUUACUGAUGAGGAUAUGAUCAAGGCUUUUGAAUUAUUUAGUGAUUCGGAUGAUACCACGCUGUCGUUAAAUAACUCCUCAACAGAUGUCAACAAGAGGCUGAUAAAUUCUUCAUCUGGUCCUGCAACACUAAAUGUUCAGGAAAUUCCAAAAGACUGUAUAACUGUUCCACAUAAUGUUAAGAAAUCCAGCAUUGUACACUCCAAAACAGAAUCCUAUCCACAAUGUGAGGAAGGCAUAUUACCUUGUAAUGUACCUAUGUUUAAUAUAGCAAAACAAAAUUCCAAGACCCAGGUGAUGAAUGAGUUUGUGUACGGUGGUAAUGACAUUGGCAGUUCUGCAGAAGCAUUUUGUGCACAAACUGUAUCCCAAGGAUGUCUUCCUUCUGGUUCAUGUGUCUCUGCAAUGCCAGUUGGGUUUUCUACUGGAAAAGGCAAAGUUAUUAAUGUUGAUAAGGCAGCUUUAGUGAAGGCAAAAGCCAUCUUUAAUGAUAUAUUACAUCCAGAAAGCAUAUAUAAGAAUCAAGGUGGGACUUCCAGCGUGACUGUAAAAGAAAGCAUAAGCACAAUCGGUCAGGGUGAAGAUGGCAAUGGAACACAUAUACUAACUGAUGAACAAUCUGCAGCUGAUUUCAUCACAAGUGGAAAAGGUGCUGCUGUUCCUCAUGAUUCUGUCCAGAUAGGAAGGCAGAUGUCUGAGAACAUCUCUGGGUCAGAGAUGACUCGCUGUAUUUCCUUGCCUAAACAGGAUACCCCUGUCCUAAAGAGGGUCCAGUUUAGCACUGCAUGUAGUAAACCUGUUCAUCUUUCUGCAGAAUCUUGGAACAGAGCUCGGGAGAUGUUUGCCGAUAUAGAUAACCAACAGCUGGGAACUGUUGGGGAGAAUUCUAAGGACAGUCUGUGUGCAGUAGAGAAGAUCACAACAGGGACACUCAGUACCAACAACAUACAAGACAUUAUAAGUAAAACUCUGCAAGAAAGAGAGCCUGUCCUCCCUCCUCUGGGUUUCAGUACAGCUAGUGGAAAAUCUGUAGUAGUCUCUUGUGAUUCUCUGCACAAAGCAAGAGCUAUGUUUGCAGAAGCUGACAUAGCAAUGCAUGAUGGACUAGAGGGAAUGGAGUCCAAACAAAUGCACGAUGGAGCUCAGUUUAAUCCAGCCGAAAUUAAAUUGAGGAAACCGAAAAUUAAAGAUUGUGAUGUUACCAUAAAGAAAACCGCUCGAGUGACUACUGAUGUGCUUCCCCCUCUAGGUUUUAGCACAGCAAGUGGGAAGAUCGUAGCAGUCUCUAAUGAGUCUCUGGAAAAAGCAAGGCUGAUGUUAGCCGAUACUGAUAAUAUUGAUAUGAAACAUGAAUUUCAAUCCAGUCAGACUAGACUUGGAAAAGGGAAUCGGGAAACAUCUAGUGAUGUUUUGUGCUCCUUAGAAAUCAAAAAACCUGGUAAGGUAAAUCUAGCAGAAGGUAGUCCAAUGAAACCAUCUUUUAGAGAGAGCACCACUGGCUUUUGUGUAGAAAAACCUGAUAUACCAUCUAUAGUAAAGAAGUCUAGAUUCGCAGGGCCUAGAGUGGUGAGUUUGCCACAGGAGAAUGCCCCAAGUAUAAUGAAGCCAUCUUUUAGCACUGCAGGGGGUAAACCUGUUCACAUGUCAGAUGAAGCUUUGAAGAAAGCUCGAGAAAUGUUUGCUAAAAUAGAUGAUGGGCAAUUAGACGCACAUUUGUUCAAGCAGCGUGUAGAAAGAAAUACUAAGUGGGAAAACACAGGGAACAGCAACCUCCAAGACCAAGCAUCGCCUACUGUACCAGCAAAGGAAACCACUUUCACUCUUCCAGUUCCAGGCUUCAGCACCGCAAGUGGAAAGACUGUAGCAGUGUCUGCUGAUGCCCUCCAUAAAGCAAGUAUUUUGUUCGCUGAUGGUGAUGAUGAUGGCAAUACUAAUGAAAAUAUAGGUCAGAGUAAAAUAAGAGCAAUCAAUGCUGAACAGUAUGAAGUAAAUGAAAUGGUUUCAAAACCUGUUACGCUUCACUCAGACACAGAAUUUCAAAGUUUUAGGUCCCCCUUAAAACAGAAUUCUGGUAUCAGUACCAUUUCUGGUAAUGUGCCCGGAAACAUUUGCAAAGUUCUAAUGAGUAACAGUUUUAGCACUGCCAGUGGUAAAACUGUAAAUGUAUCAGAAGACGCUCUAAAGAAAGCUAAAGAAAAAUUAUCCGAAAUAGAUAAGUGCCUCUUGCCACAAGACAAACCUGGGGACGUUUUUAGUGACCUUCCUUUAUGUGUAUCUAAAGUCCAUACAUCAUUACAGAAAAAGCCAACAGAUCAGACAACUUUAGAAGCAUCAGAAACAAGUAAAUUAUCUAAUACAACAACUACAACGUUUGGAUUUAGCACAGCAAGUGGAAAAUUAGUGUCUGUUUCAGAAACUGCAAUACAAAAAGUGAAAGACCUAUUUGAAGAAUCUGAACACCUUCAGGAUCAUUGCCAGUAUAAUGAUAAAGGUGAUGGCAACAUUAAUAAAAAGGCAAACGUGCUCUCUCCAUUAGUAGACAAACCUGAGACUAUUUCUCACUUAAAUGAGAAGCUUGGUGACUUGCAAAACUACAGGGCAAGGACUAUUGAGAAUACUAAUGUGGAUAAACCAUCUAUUGCAAGAUUUUCUAAUAUACAGCAUCCAAUGCUUAGACAUUCCACUCCAUUUCACAAUACUGGAGUACUUGGCAAGAAGAAUUGUGUUUCUUCAAUUACAUCUCACACCCCUGAGAACUAUUUUGAAAUUGAAGCUGCUGAAAGUGCAAAAGCUUUCAUGGAUGAUGAAAAUCUGACUGAUGGUAUGAGGUCAGCAGAAGCCACCAAUAAGCCUCUGAAUCCUAGGAAUGGGAAGCGAUUAAGAUCUGAUGACAGAACUCCACAUGGUGAACCUCCAAUCAAAAGAAAGCUUUUACCAGAAUUUGACAGAUCGUCGAUGCAAGGAUCGAAACUAACUUUGAACCCUUUAACAAGCAGCCCUCAUAGUGAACUUAAAGAUCGAAGAAAAUUUUUAUACAAUGUUUCUUUAAAGGCCUCAUUCUGUGAUCCUACGAGCUUUUCUGCUCGAGAGAAGGUAGCCCAGGUUUCCCAGGUUACUACCCGGAGCCAUUUUUAUUCUAGAUCUGCUGCUUUUCAACAGUCCUCAUCAGAUAACACUGCAGAUGCUUCUGAUGAUGGAAGACAACUGAACACGUUGCUUUCUUACAGACCAGCCACUGGUAGAUUUGUCUCUCCUUUAAAGGUGGCAGAUCAUACGUCAUCUGAGGAACAGACACAUGACCAGACUGACUUGGAACCCCAUAAUGGCGAGGGCAAAUUGGAGCAUGAAAAGUGUCCAGAGUUUGUAUCGGAUUUUUCCCAGUUGUUGUCGAGUGUACGUUGUGCCAGAGACCUGCAGGAAAUGAGAAUAUGGAAGAAACAAAGGCAGAAAAUUAAACCACACCCGGGAUCAUUGUACCAGCUAAAAUCCUCUUCUGCAGACAGAAUUCCACUUGUGUCAGCAGUACAAGGGAUGCUGCCUACGGUGUACACAAAGACACAGUUAUACAGGUUUGGUGUUUUGAAAAACCACAUUGGAAUCAACAGUGAGACAGCCAAGAAAUUUGAUUUCCAUUGUCCGGAUUAUUUCACAAAGAACUGCCUUCUGCCUGAUGGUGGUGUGCGGAUCGCUGAUGGUGGCUGGCUGGUACCCUCUGAUAAACUGACUGCUGGCAGGGAGGAGUUCUACAGAGCUCUGUGUGAUACCACAGGCGUGGAUCCCAAGCUGAUCUCCCCAGAGUGGGUGUACAAUCACUAUAGGUGGAUUGUAUGGAAGCUGGCUGCAAUGGAGGUCAGGUUCCCCGAGCUGUUUGCAAGCAGAUGUCUGACACCAGAGCGAGUCCUAUUACAGCUCAAAUACAGGUAUGAAGUGGAAAUAGAUAAAAGCCGGAGAUCAGCUCUGAAGAAGAUCAUGGAGAGAGAUGACACAGCAGCUAAGACCCUUGUUCUUUGUGUGUCUAAAGUCAUUUCAUGGCAUGGCAAUGAUAAGAGCGAGUCCAAUGAUCCCAAGCAAGGUUCUGCUGUCAUUGAGGUGACCGAUGGCUGGUAUGGAAUCAAGGCUUUGCUGGACACUUCACUAACGGCACUGCUCCACAGAGGACGAUUGUUCGUUGGUCAGAAAAUAAUUGUUCAUGGGGCAGAAUUGGUGGGCUCAGAAGAUGCAUGCACUCCCCUGGAAGCUCCAGAAUCUCUUAUGUUAAAGUUUUCAGCCAACAGUACUCGUCCUGCUCGCUGGUAUACAAGGCUUGGGUAUUUCUGUGACCCCAGACCUUUCUGCCUUCCUCUCUCAUUCCUGUUUGCUGAAGGUGGCAUUGUGGGGUGUGUUAAUAUUGUCAUACAAAGGAUCUACCCUAUGCAGUGGAUGGAAAAAAUGGCCAAUGGCACAUAUGUGUUCCGUAAUGACCGAGCAGAGGAAAGAGAAGCAGAACGACAUUCCUCAAAACAGCAAAAAAAUCUGGAGGCCUUGUUCCUGAAGAUUCAGGAAGAGUUUGAACAGCAGGAGGCAUGUGAAAGGAAAGUGAGAGGUAAAAAGCGCAGUUCUUUAAGUGUAAACCAAAUCGCUGCACUUCAGGAUGGUGCGGAACUCUAUGAAGCCCUUCAGAAUGAACCUGACCCAGGAUACUUGGAGUCAUGUAUGAGCGAUGAGCAGCUGCGUGCCUUGAAUCACCACAGACAGCUUAUUAAUGAUAAGAAACAAGCUCUGAUCCAGACAGAAUUUAGGAAAGCCAUUGAAUCUGCAGAGCAAGGAUCUGGAGGCUGCGCAAGAAGAGAGGUGACACCUGUAUGGAAGAUGCGGAUUGUGGAUUACAAGGAACAAGACCCGACCUCAGCCUAUAUGCUCAACAUAUGGCGCCCUCUACCUGAUCUAGUCUCCCUUCUAAAAGAGGGCUGCCGCUUCAAGAUAUAUCAGCUGGCCGUCUCCCAAUCAAAAUGCAAAGCAGUCACAGCAGCGGUGCAGCUAACGGCUACGAAGAAGACGCAGUUCCAGCAGCUGCAGCCCGCACAGGACGUCCUGGAACAGAUUUACACGGAGAGGCAAGUGACGGACUUUAGCCGGCUUCUGGAGCCUAAUUUUACCAUAGAGUACGGUGAGGUUGACCUCGUGGGCUUUGUGAUAUCCACACACCAAAAGAUAGGUGGCGCUCCCAUUGUGUAUUUGUCUGAUGAAGCCUGUGACAUUGUAGCAGUGAAGUUCUGGACAGACCUCUCCCUGGUGGAACUCGCAAAGCCCGGUACCUUCAUUGCAGCCAGUAACCUUCGCUGGAGGUCAGAAUCUACUGCUGGAAUUCCCAUGGUGUUAGCGGGAGAUCUGUCCUAUAUUGCUGCAAACCCCAAAGAGCCACAUUUACAGAAGGCCAUUCACAAACUUCGCCAGUCUGUCCAGUGUUUGUUUUACAGGCAACCUCACACAGCAGUGAAGUUCUGGACAGACCUCUCCCUGGUGGAACUCGCAAAGCCCGGUACCUUCAUUGCAGCCAGUAACCUUCGCUGGAGGUCAGAAUCUACUGCUGGAAUUCCCAUGGUGUUAGCGGGAGAUCUGUCCUAUAUUGCUGCAAACCCCAAAGAGCCACAUUUACAGAAGGCCAUUCACAAACUUCGCCAGUCUGUCCAGGCUGUCCAGAAGUUCCGACAUGAAGCUGAGAGCAAACUGCUCAACAUCCUGAGAGUCCCCCAUCCCGAGGAGAGGAGGUCUCUGGCUCAGCAGGGUUCAGAUUCACACACUGCUGCAAGCAAGUUCUCUACCCCAGUGGCCAAACUUGGAAGAGCCCAGAUGAAUGCCGUGAGCACCCCUGACAGGAGUAAUGUAAUAAUCAGCUCUGGUAGUGACACGGAUCCAAGGACGUGCAAGAAGAUGAAAGGCCUGGACUUCCUUAGCCGGAUCCCUUCCCCUCCACCACUAACACCAGUGCGGCCUCUUGUGUCGCCACCAUUACAAAAAGCAUUUCGUCCCCCUCGAAGCAUGCAGAAAGACGUACAGCCCGUUCUAAUGAGUAAAGGGGAAUUUGUAGCUGAUGAAGAACUGGCCAUGAUUAAUACACAAGCUCUUAUCUCAGGAUUAGAGGAAGGAAAAAUACAGCCAAAAGCCGAAAUGUCAGCUGAUGUACGUAGAGAAAAGAUCUCUCCUAAUCCUUCUGAGGAGAAACUCAAUCCUCCCGGUAGCAGCAGCCAUACAGACAUUGAUAUGACCACAAAGAAAGAGGACCCGGGCUUCACUGAGCAAGGAAGACUCCGCACAAGAAAGAGACACAGACUCUGAACAACAGGCGUCCUUUAUUUGUACAUA
Messenger RNA from Nanorana parkeri, 11733 nucleotides. It is a transcript of the gene BRCA2, whose product is annotated as BRCA2, DNA repair associated. The coding region runs from base 1 to 11706 and encodes 3901 amino acids. The transcript has 32 exons. Lineage: Eukaryota; Metazoa; Chordata; Amphibia; Anura; Dicroglossidae. Gene Ontology annotation, biological process: regulation of DNA-templated transcription; double-strand break repair via homologous recombination. The record is from RefSeq and is a predicted model, not a curated record.